This is a messenger RNA of Drosophila hydei, 1657 nucleotides long. RefSeq names its product dnaJ homolog subfamily A member 1 (gene DnaJ-H). The record is from RefSeq and is a predicted model, not a curated record. Bases 145 to 1290 code for a protein of 381 amino acids. The transcript is spliced from 3 exons. Gene Ontology annotation, cellular component: cytoplasm; cytosol. NCBI's taxonomy places the organism in Eukaryota, Metazoa, Arthropoda, Insecta, Diptera, Drosophilidae. Gene Ontology annotation, biological process: protein refolding. Gene Ontology annotation, molecular function: Hsp70 protein binding.
UUGAAACAACACAACAAAAUAAUGAAUAUCAUAACAAUUUGAAGAACAAAUCCGUGUGUCACAAUUACAAUAAAUUAUCAAAAUUUUCUACGACUACCAUGCACGGGCAUUUUCUUUUAAUAUAGGGGCUAGCGCGUAAUCGCAAUGGACAACCUGAAUUUGUACAGUGUUCUUGGAGUGGCACAGAAUGCGACCGCGGAUGAUAUUAAAAAGAAUUAUCGCAAAUUGGCCAAAGAAUUCCAUCCGGACAAGAACCCAAAGGCGGGGGAUAAGUUUAAGGAAAUAUCAUUUGCCUAUGAAAUACUUUCCGAUCCGGCGAAACGUCGUAUUUACGAUCGCUAUGGAAUAAGAGGUCUGCAGGAAGGCGCAGAAGGCGGCGCGGAGUCAUCAACAUUUUUUUCACAAUGGUUUGGCGGGAGACCCGACGGCAGGGUAAUGAUCAAAUUAGAGCUGACCCUGGAAGAGAUAUACAUGGGUGAUAGUAAAAAAACGGUGGAAUACAUGCGACAGAAGCUAUGUGAUAACUGCAGGGGAGAUGGCGGCCCGCAAGAGGGCCGCGAAAACUGUGAGGCUUGCAAUGGAGGCGGCCACAUCCCUGCCUUUGCAUUCAUGGGUAUGAAUGCCUUCGACGUGUCUUGCGCCACGUGCGACGGUCGAGGGUUCAUCAUCAAGAAAUCAAUGCAGUGUAAGACGUGCUCUGGCUCCGGAUUUGUGGAAGAGCAAAUGAAACGCGAUGUGAUGAUUGAACGCGGCGUGCCAAACAUGCUGAAGCUGCCCUUUGUCCAAGAGGGGCAUCAGUUGCGCAACGGAGAAUUCGGAGACCUCUAUGUGGUCAUCGUACAGGCUGAUCAUUCGGUCUUUAGGCGUCGCCAUGCAAAUCUGUACAUGGGAGAUCUAGAGAUUAAUCUAACGGAGGCUCUGUGCGGCUAUACGCAUUGCUUCAAGCAUUUGAAUGGGCAGAACAUGUGCAUGCGCACGAAGCCGGGCGAAGUGCUGCGGCACAAUCAAAUUAAAAUGAUGAAAGGAUCUGGCAUGCCGGUGUUUAGCAAACCGAAUGAUCAUGGUGAUCUCUAUGUGCAGUUCAAGGUGAACUUUCCGGAGAAUGGUUUCGCCACUGCAGCUCAGCUGACCACGUUGGAGAGUGUACUGCCGCCACGUGAAAAUGUCACCAUGCCGGAUGGAGCAGAGGAGGCGGAAAUGACAGACUAUAAACCACAAAGACGUCGCGGCGAAACUGAUGAUGACGAUGACUCGCAACAUUUCGAGGGUGUUCAAUGCCAGACAGCUUAGUUGUGGGCAUGGGCGUAUCCGUGGCUGUUACAGGCUCGAUAUCUCGCCAUCGAUCUUUGGAAUCUGCUGUCCACGCUUGGCGUGGACGAGUUGUGCUUUUUAGUGCCGCUUAUCGUUUUACUAUGCAUAGUAUUAUUUUUUAUACAGGAAUGUUUGCUGUGAUGAGCGCGUGAUGCAAAAUUUUGGCUAAUGUUAUUAGCUAGUGAGCCCCUAGCCCUAAUCAAAUAGUAGAUUUAGCUUAGCUAAAGCAUAGAAUUUUACGUUAAUUUCCCAAAACCAAAAAUUCUCCGUUUUACUAUUGACUCAACGCAUCUAAAGCUAAAUACCCGACAGCAAAAAAUAUUAAGAAAUAAAUUUACUUUAAAAU